Scheffersomyces coipomensis is the source of this 879-nucleotide messenger RNA. RefSeq lists its product as uncharacterized. Gene Ontology annotation, cellular component: mitochondrial intermembrane space. Gene Ontology annotation, biological process: cellular respiration. The coding region runs from base 115 to 429 and encodes 104 amino acids. The transcript has a single exon. NCBI's taxonomy places the organism in Eukaryota, Fungi, Ascomycota, Pichiomycetes, Serinales, Debaryomycetaceae. The record is from RefSeq and is a predicted model, not a curated record.
GCUCCUGCUCCACAUCAACAGAAAUUCUUUUUUUGUUGAGACGAAGUUUAAAAAAUUAAUUUCUUUAACGGUUUGAAGUUGAUUUUUAGCAACAAUAUCAAAAGCAUAUAUACCAUGUCAAACCCUAAAAGUGGAUUAUUAGACCAAAUACUAUUGGAAGAUAUUGCUAGAUAUUGUCCUCAUCAAUUCUUAAGUUUUCAUAAUUGUUUGUCAAAACCUGAUCCUGAUCCUGAUUUCUGUCAAAGUCAACAAGUUGAAUUAUCAAAAUGUAUAAAACGGUCAGUGCCUUCAUUUCAAAAGAUUCAAAAUGAAUGUAGAGGCAAAUUACAAGCUUAUGAAGCAUGUUUGAAGAUCAACAAUAGCAAGACAGAGAAAUGUUCUCAAGAUUUACUGGAUUUAAGAGAUUGUGCAUUUGGUACUUUAAAAUAGCAUGAAUGAAUGAAUGAAUUUAUAGAGUCGUGCACCAUCCAUGGUUGUAUGUACGGUUUAUUUAUUUCUUGUACUAUAGAUUAUUAACUUACCCUACUUAGCUAAGUUCUUUUGUAUUUAUUCAGUAGAUUAAUUAAAUUAAUAUUUGAUAAAAAAUUAGUUGUAGUUUUUCUUAAUUGUUCACUUGCUGAAUAAUGGGAUUCUUCAAUUUCAUGUUCAUGAUGUAAUAAUUCAUGUUCGAUAUCUUCUUUAUGUUUAAUUAACACAUCUGGAUCAUCUUUAGCAUGAUAUUUUUGCCAAUGAUGUUGUUCAUAUUCUAAUUCAAAAUCAAAAUGAUGACCUUGUCCAUAACCAAAAUCAGGUAAUUCUCCUCCAUUAUUAGAGAAUACUUUCCAUUCUUGUUGACUUAUAACUCCAUCUUUAUCAGCAUCAAUUAAAUUUAAAAUAGUG